Messenger RNA from Dermacentor andersoni, 438 nucleotides. The record is from RefSeq and is a predicted model, not a curated record. NCBI's taxonomy places the organism in Eukaryota, Metazoa, Arthropoda, Arachnida, Ixodida, Ixodidae.
AUGGGUGCCUUGCUGCUGCCAUCUGGCGAUGAAAACAAGUCGCCUAUCAUUGAUUUCUACCCGAAGAACUUCAGCAUCGACGCCAACGGCCACAAGUGGAACCGGCAAGGUGUCGCGCUGUUGCCCUUUGUGGAAGAGAGGCGGCUGCUCGAAGUUAUCCGCGUGGUAUACCCGCUCCUGGACACGAACGAAUCCGACCGCAACACCGAAGGCGACGUCCUCCUGUACGUGCGGGAAGGACAACCCGGCUACGACUACAUCACGGAUCUCUACGACGCGUACGAUGACUACGACGAGGAAUUUGAGCUGGAGCCGCAGUACUUCAGUGGCAUUGGAGGCAAAAUCCUGUUAAGCCAGAACGUGGUUCCGAAAGGAAGUGACAUGGCGUCCCCGGUGGACGGCGUGGACCCCAUUCGCGACUGCGCUGUUACGUGGUGA